Myodes glareolus (Bank vole) is the source of this 943-nucleotide messenger RNA. It is a transcript of the gene Alkbh6, whose product is annotated as alkB homolog 6, nucleotide demethylase. NCBI's taxonomy places the organism in Eukaryota, Metazoa, Chordata, Mammalia, Rodentia, Cricetidae. Gene Ontology annotation, cellular component: nucleus. The record is from RefSeq and is a predicted model, not a curated record.
GGCGGAAGUGACUGGGGGGCGGGCGAGCAUGAGGGUGUUGAGUCUGGAAAUUGGAAGAGACACUGUGGACGGACGGCACACAAGGAUUCGGUACCCAUGGAGGAGCAGGAUGCCAGAGUCCCAGCCCUGGAGCCAUUCAGGGUGGAGCAGGCACCGCCUCUAAUCUACUAUGUCCCUGACUUCAUCUCUAAGGAAGAAGAGGAGUAUUUGCUUCGACAGGUUUUCAAUGCCCCAAAGCCAAAGUGGACCCAGCUGUCUGGAAGAAAGCUGCAGAACUGGGGUGGGCUCCCCCAUCCCCGGGGGAUGGUUCCUGAGCGACUUCCUCCAUGGCUUCAGCGCUAUGUGGACAAAGUGUCUGACCUCAGCCUUUUUGGGGGUCUCCCUGCUAACCAUGUCCUUGUGAACCAGUAUCUGCCUGGGGAGGGCAUCAUGCCUCAUGAAGAUGGACCACUGUAUUACCCAACCGUCAGCACCAUCAGCCUGGGCUCCCACACUGUCCUUGAUUUCUAUGAACCUCGGCAGCCAGAAGAUGAUGUCCCCAUAGAACAGCCCCGGCCGUCUCCACAGCCCAUCACCUCGCUGCUGGUGGAACCGCGCAGCCUGCUGGUGCUCCGGGGCACUGCUUACACUCACCUGCUCCACGGCAUCGCAGCCACCCUUGUGGAUGAGCUGGAUGCCGCCUCGCUGCCGCCAAAUGCAGCCGCGUGCCAAUCCGCGCUGCCCGGAGCCCACUUGGUACGCGGCACCCGCGUCUCCCUGACCAUUCGCCGUGUGCCCCGCGUGUUGCGCGCCAGCCUCUUGCUGAGCAAGUGACUGCUCAAGUCCUGCCCGUUCUGUUACUUUGGAACCCUAGGGUAGAGGUGGCCGUCCAGGGUUAUUUAUUUCCCAGUAACUGUGGAAACCGUGGAGAGGACGCCGUUCCAAAUAAACCGAAAAUACUUUU